GUGGCGGGGGACGAGCUCCCGGAUGUGGAGAAGCUGGGGAGAAGGCGUGGGAGGAAGAUGGACUCGGUGGAGAAGGGGGCCGCCACCUCCGUCUCCAAUCCGCGGGGGCGGCCGUCCCGGGGCCGGCCGCCGAAGCUGCAGCGCAACUCCCGGGGCGGCCAAGGCCGAGGGGUGGAGAAGCCCCCGCACCUGGCGGCCCUAGUGCUGGCCCGGGGCGGCAGCAAAGGCAUCCCCCUGAAGAACAUUAAGCACCUGGCGGGGGUCCCGCUCAUUGGCUGGGUCCUGCGUGCAGCCCUGGACUCGGGGGUCUUCCAGAGUGUAUGGGUUUCAACAGACCAUGAUGAAAUCGAGAAUGUGGCCAAGCAGUUCGGUGCCCAAGUGCAUCGAAGAAGUUCCGAAACCUCCAAAGACAGCUCUACCUCACUAGAUGCCAUCGUAGAAUUUCUUAGUUACCACAAUGAGGUUGACAUUGUUGGAAACAUUCAAGCUACAUCUCCAUGUUUACACCCCACUGAUCUUCAAAAAGUGGCAGAGAUGAUUCGAGAAAAAGGAUACGACUCCGUCUUCUCUGUUGUGAGGCGCCAUCAGUUCCGAUGGAGUGAGAUUCAGAAAGGAGUUCGUGAAGUGACAGAGCCUCUAAAUUUGAAUCCAGCUAAACGGCCUCGUCGACAAGACUGGGAUGGAGAAUUAUAUGAAAAUGGCUCAUUUUAUUUUGCUAAAAGACAUUUGAUAGAGAUGGGCUACUUACAGGGUGGAAAAAUGGCAUACUACGAAAUGCGAGCUGAGCAUAGUGUGGAUAUUGAUGUGGAUAUUGAUUGGCCUAUUGCAGAGCAAAGAGUGUUAAGAUUUGGUUAUUUUGGCAAAGAGAAGCUGAAGGAGAUAAAACUUCUGGUUUGCAAUAUUGAUGGGUGUCUCACUAAUGGCCACAUUUAUGUAUCAGGAGAUCAAAAAGAAAUAAUAUCCUAUGAUGUAAAAGAUGCCAUUGGGAUAAGUUUGUUAAAGAAAAGUGGUAUCGAGGUGAGGCUCAUUUCAGAGAGGGCCUGUUCGAAGCAGACACUGUCAUCUUUAAAACUGGAUUGCAAAAUGGAAGUGAGCGUUUCAGACAAGCUGGCAGUGGUGGACGAGUGGCGCAGAGAAAUGGGCCUGUGCUGGAAGGAAGUGGCCUAUCUCGGCAACGAAGUGUCCGAUGAGGAGUGCCUGAAGCGGGCUGGCCUGAGCGGUGUGCCCGCCGACGCCUGCUCCGCUGCCCAGAAGACCGUCGGCUACAUUUGCAAAUGCAACGGUGGCCGGGGCGCCAUCCGAGAGUUUGCAGAGCACAUUUUCUUACUGAUGGAAAAGCCAAGGUUAUCGAUUUGAAGGACAUGGAGUAAACUGUUCAGUCACCUCUGAGAUCACAGGUGAUUCUGCGCCCUGCACUGUCACAACUGACAGCCGACACGGAUCACCCCUAGCUGACUGGAUUCCAAGAACAGGGCAUCCUCUCAUUCAUACAUCCAGACACUUUCUAAUACGUACUCACCCUUUCUCAUGGAAAUGAUGUCUGUGAACCCGCCACGAGAAAGGCUCCAGGCUGCACUGGCACUCAGCUGCUUUCCUACACAGCAUUUAGUGGACUUUCACAGAUCUGAGUCAGCCUGUACAGGCCAGAAAAAAAGGAAAUGUCCCCCUCCUCGGUGUCCCUUACAGCUUGUUCUGGUUUUCUGCUCAUCAGGCAUUUCCGCUGCUGACUGCAUGCUCCUUACGCCGUCAGCUCACACACUGCCCAGAGGUUUUAGGCUCAGUUCUGGCUCUUCCCAGGCUUUCCCCUCAGCCCCAGCACUGCCCCAAGAGUUCUGGUUGCAUCUCACACUCUUUGUGUACUCAUCCCUUGGUUUUUCCUUUCUGUCUUCAAACACCAAGUCUCAAGUAGUACAACUACUCCAGAGUCCUUACAUUUUAUCCAAUAUUACUACAUUUGCUCAAAAUCUUGUAGUGACUUUCAUGCUGACCACAGAGUAAAGCAGGCUUCAGUGCAAGCAUUAUACACAGCCCAUUAUUCCCAACCAUAGUUCCUGCUGACCCUUCCAGGUCCUUCGACCCCAAUAAAGCUUUUCUGUUUGAUUCUCCUAAA
Molecule: messenger RNA, 2110 nt
Organism: Ochotona curzoniae (black-lipped pika)
Lineage: Eukaryota; Metazoa; Chordata; Mammalia; Lagomorpha; Ochotonidae
Gene: CMAS
Product: cytidine monophosphate N-acetylneuraminic acid synthetase
Exons: 9
Coding region: 58-1356 (432 amino acids)
Molecular function (GO): N-acylneuraminate cytidylyltransferase activity
Source: RefSeq, a predicted model, not a curated record